CCGUGCGUUGCCCUAGACUUGUAAUUCCAGCAGCAAGCCGCCGUCCUCCUUCACCUCCUUAAAUCCCCCUUUACCCUCCUCUCCAGUUCUCGCUCGGCGACUGAUCGAACUCUCUUGUGGGGAUAACCACAGAGGCCGCCCUCUCCACUCAAGAUGGGGAAGACUCGUGGUAUGGGAGCUGCCCGUAAGCUGAAGACCCACAGAAGGAACCAGAGGUGGGCUGACAAAGCAUAUAAGAAAAGUCACCUUGGUAAUGAAUGGAAGAAGCCUUUUGCUGGCUCUUCUCAUGCCAAAGGGAUUGUUUUGGAGAAAAUAGGCAUUGAGGCGAAGCAGCCAAAUUCUGCCAUCCGGAAGUGUGCUCGAGUUCAGUUGAUUAAAAAUGGGAAGAAGAUUGCUGCCUUUGUCCCCAAUGAUGGUUGCUUAAAUUACAUUGAGGAAAAUGAUGAAGUGCUCAUUGCAGGAUUUGGUCGUAAGGGGCAUGCAGUUGGAGAUAUUCCUGGAGUCAGGUUUAAGGUUGUUAAGGUCUCAGGUGUGUCUCUGUUGGCUCUCUUCAAGGAGAAGAAGGAGAAACCUAGAUCUUAGGUUACCGGGUCUUGACUAUUGACUACACAUGCAAGGUGCUAGACGAUUUUGGAGAAUCAUUUGUUGCUUUAUUCUUUGUUAUUGGAGGCAGUGAUGUUUUUUGAUCUUGAUAAUUGCAUUGUUAAAGAGAAUUUUUGAGCUCUUAGGUUUCUUGUAAUCAAAGUGAGAUUUUGAACCCAUCAUGAUGUUUUGCUAAGCCACGAUUUUACGCUUCUUGAUUCAAAUAGGCCUCUUAUAGUGUUCCAA
Messenger RNA from Phoenix dactylifera (date palm), 828 nucleotides. Its product is annotated as small ribosomal subunit protein uS12. Gene Ontology annotation, biological process: translation. Gene Ontology annotation, molecular function: structural constituent of ribosome. NCBI's taxonomy places the organism in Eukaryota, Viridiplantae, Streptophyta, Magnoliopsida, Arecales, Arecaceae. The record is from RefSeq and is a predicted model, not a curated record. Gene Ontology annotation, cellular component: ribosome; small ribosomal subunit.